AUGUUCGCCUCGACAUUCGCUCGGUCGACUCGACCGCUCGUCUACGCUUCAACCCGUCAAGGGUUCGCGUCUACGAGCUCGUGCGCUCCCAGUUGUUCCUUCUCGACCACUUGCAGCUCCUUCGCUUCGUCGAGCUCGUCCACCCCUCCAUCUCCACCGUCAUCCUCCACCUCCACCCGCCCCUCCACUUCCCCCGCCACCUCCUCCGACUCACACCUGACCCCCUCCGAAGCCGAGCUGAAAAAAGUCGAACAACGCAACACCACUCCCCCACCUUACCUCUCCCGUGCCCUGGGCGUGACCAAUAAACCCUCCACCGACCCGGUGACGAGGGAGGAAUGGAAGCGCAACCUGUUGAGCAAGCAGAGGAGGUUGGACGAGAGAAAACACUUGUCAGCUGCGAAUUCUGGUACGAUCCCGAUCGGGCGCGCCGAGGCUGAUUCCUCCUCGGGCUGAGGACGACAGGGUCAAACAAGUUUCGAAAGGCUAUUUCAACGAUUAUAACGAGUUGAGGCACCAGGGAGGCAAAAAAUGGAUCGCACCCAAUACACUCGUCCGAGAAGAUGUAGGUUCAACCACACGGCAUAUGCGAGCGUGGGCGCUGACCGCCACGUUGGGAAAAACCCUGCCUUUCCGCCCCCGCAGUUGUCGCUCUACUUCCCCGACAUACAAGGCGUCUCGUUGGCGAACAAGGCCAAGACGCAUACGACCGAUUUAUGGAAGGGUAAAAUCUCGCUCGUCGCCAUUGGCAGCUUCAAGAGUUCAGAGGUAGGUCCUGGAUCACGGUCGCACACAAUCGGUGAAUAGGCUGUCAAUGUGGUCGAAUGCAGGAACAUGUCAAUUCGUUCGUGAGACCGGCUCUGUCGGAUAUGAAGGAUGAACCUCUUUUUCAAUACGUCUACGUGGGUCCAGGAUUCCCGAGUCAGGCGGUCCCCCUUUCGAUCUGACUGUGUGAACUCCUUCGCCACAGAUCAACGCGCAAGAAAACCCGUUAAAAUCGUUCCUGGUGACCAUGUUCCUCUCUUCCCUCCGUCGUCAAAUACCCGUCCAACACCAACCGACUUAUCUCCUCUCCCACCAAUCCUUCGAAUACCUGCGUGAACCGUUGGGAAUGACGAACAAGCACGUCGGGUACGUUUACCUCGUCGAUUCGAAUGGGAAAGUGAGAUGGGCGGGGUGCGAUUGGGCGACGUUGAACGAGGAAGAGGCGCUGAGGAAGUGUUGUCAUGUGUUGGUGGAGAGGUACAAGAAGGAUCAUGCGGGUGCGAUUGAGGGUGGGGAGAGGGCGAAAAUCUAG
Molecule: messenger RNA, 1297 nt
Organism: Microbotryum saponariae
Lineage: Eukaryota; Fungi; Basidiomycota; Microbotryomycetes; Microbotryales; Microbotryaceae
Source: the annotation of a GenBank genome assembly